AUGUUUAUGUUACGAUAAGUGAAAGUCAGAGAUCAGCUUUUGAGUCUCACGCGUCAGUUACGUUAAAGACACCAGGGACAGUGUUUGCAUCAAUAAAACCGGAAAUAAAAAUGGUUCUAACCCUAUACAAAUUGGACGCAAGCCCGCCAGUUCGCGCCGUGUAUAUGACUAUUGAAGCCCUAAAUCUUUCUGAUGUACAAUACAUAGACACGAAUUUAUUCAAAGGGGAGCAUCUCACAGAAGAAUUUAUACAGAUGAAUCCUCAACAUACUAUUCCUACGCUAAAAGAGGACGACUUCGUUAUAUGGGACAGCCACGCGAUCUGCGGAUAUCUGAUAGCGAAGUACGGCAAAGACGACUCACUUUAUCCGACCGAGCCUAAGCAGAGAGCAAUUAUCGACCAGAGAUUGCAUUUCGAUAGCGGCGUAUUAUUCCCAGCCAUUCGUGGAACUUUAGAGCCUAUACUUUUCCAUGGACAGAAGUACAUCAAGGAUGAAGACAUUGUGAAAAUAAACUCUGCAUACACUCUGAUAGAGAAAUUCUUUACCGCACCGUGGCUGGCUGGUGAUGAGUUGACGCUAGCUGACAUCUGCUGCGUUUCUAGUAUCAGUACUUUAAAUGAAAUCGUACCGAUCAACGGAAGCUUGUACCCCAAUCUACUGGCAUGGCUGGAGCGUUGCUCCAAUGAAGACAUUUGCAAAAAAGGCAACGAACCCGGCUUGCUACAAAUCCGUCAAAUGUUGAAGUCGAAACUCGAAUAAAGGGAUACAAUAACUACAUCAUCAUCGUUAUAAACAACUAUUCACCGUCUGUUAUUGAAUAUUCAUACAAUACUGGAAUUAAUAGUGUUCAAUAUAAUAUAGCACUUUAAAAAGGAAUUUGAUUAACUUAGUGAACUGUACUUAUCACUAAAAAUGCGAAAAAUUGUAAAAAUAAGAUACUUAGGCUUAUGAGAAUAAUUAAAGAUAGUGUUCCACAAAAAAAAAAGAC
Messenger RNA from Galleria mellonella (greater wax moth), 990 nucleotides. Its product is annotated as glutathione S-transferase 1-like. Gene Ontology annotation, molecular function: glutathione transferase activity. Bases 111 to 761 code for a protein of 216 amino acids. Gene Ontology annotation, biological process: glutathione metabolic process. Lineage: Eukaryota; Metazoa; Arthropoda; Insecta; Lepidoptera; Pyralidae. The record is from RefSeq and is a predicted model, not a curated record. The transcript has 6 exons.